Messenger RNA from Teleopsis dalmanni, 1142 nucleotides. RefSeq names its product DNA repair protein RAD51 homolog 4 (gene Rad51D). NCBI's taxonomy places the organism in Eukaryota, Metazoa, Arthropoda, Insecta, Diptera, Diopsidae. Gene Ontology annotation, biological process: reciprocal meiotic recombination; telomere maintenance; double-strand break repair via homologous recombination. Gene Ontology annotation, molecular function: single-stranded DNA binding; four-way junction DNA binding; ATP-dependent DNA damage sensor activity. Gene Ontology annotation, cellular component: replication fork; Rad51B-Rad51C-Rad51D-XRCC2 complex; centrosome. The transcript is spliced from 4 exons. The record is from RefSeq and is a predicted model, not a curated record. Bases 61 to 1086 code for a protein of 341 amino acids.
UCGCAAAACAGAUGAUGAAAUAAACAAAAUUUGAAUUGGCUGGGUCUUAUUACACUAAUAAUGGCACUUUUAGAGCCGUUUGGCAAUGAUUUAACAAAGUAUAUAAUUCAACGAUUGAAUCGCCAUAAAAUAAGUAAAGUCAGUGAAUUUUUAUUUGCGAACGAUAAAGAUUUAACUAAAAUUACGAAUUUAUCCGAAACAACAAUAACUGAACUAAAGCGAGAUUUACGGAAAUUACAUGGCGUACAUCGUGCCCAAUUAUCACAUAUACGACGUAAAAUAGUUAAAGAAACCAAAUACAAUACUGGUAUAGAAAGUCUUGAUUGCUUAUUGGGAGAAAGUUCAUUAUUUCCGGGCGCUGUUUGGGAGAUAUGUGGUUUCUCAGGAACUGGCAAAACACAAUUGUGUCAUACAAUAAGUUUGAAUUUAAUUAAAAACUACAAUUGUGAUACAUUAUAUAUUGAUACAAAAUAUGAUUUCUCUGGUAUUCGGAUAAGACAAAUGUUAAAAAGUCGUAAUAUUUCUAAAACUGAUGCUGGGCGUAUAAUGCAACAGAUAAAAGUGGAACGCGUGGAUACACUUGAAGGUGUAAUUAAAGUCUUAAAAGAACUAUGUGUUCAAUUGGAAAUUGAAAACGCGGACUGUAAGGCAAUAAAAUUCAUAGUAAUUGAUGCCUUACCGGCAAUUUGGUUUCAACAUCGCGAACGUGAAAGAAUGUUUUUAUUAUCAACUUUAGUAAAUACAAUAUGGAAAUUGGCGCUACAGUAUAUGAAAACAUUUUUAUUAGUAAAUUUAACAGUUUAUAAAGAAACAAAUCUGUUUGAGAAUGGUUUACAGUAUUCACAGUUGGGUGAUACUGAUGGUGAAGUUAACGAAGAAGCAUUAAUGCAAGCAAGUGUUGAAUCAUCCAUAGUACCUGCAUUGGGUAGAUAUUGGUCCAGUGUACCACAUUUGCGUUUAUGUAUAAAAUCAAAUGAAAAAAAAAUUGAACCAGUUUGUAAACGGACAAUAGCAGUUUUAAAAAAUUGUUAUGGCCCAACGGGAGGAAACUGCAACGUCAGUAUAACUGAUGCAGGUGUUAUAUAGAUGCAGCACUGUUCAUGCCUAUCUUAUUUUAUGGGAACAAAAGUGCUUUAUCAGUA